AUGUCCCUACGUACGCCAUCUUCCUCUAUUCUUGGUCCGAUCUCUACUUCUCCACCACCAACUUUCUUCGAAUCAAAACCGCAUCCACAAAAACCCGCAAACUUAGAUCCUGCAUUCGAAAAACUUGCUAAGCGUAUUCCUACUAAUAAAUUUUAUACGAACUUGCUGGUAGGCAACGCACAGUCUCCCGUUUACCCGUUGCCAUAUGCAUUAAGGUUCGAGAGUGGAGUUAACAAUGGGACGUAUGGGUUUAGUAUUUCGAAUACGGACGAAGAUAAAUUUGUGUUUGGACCAGAUGCGAAAUACUUCUAUUCGAUUUACACUCAAAGCAUCACAAUGAGCGCCAUAGAGUUCGAAACCACACCAAAACUUCUCCUUUCCGAACCCGACAAUUUCUCUAUUAAUGCAGUGCUCGUGCAAAAUUCUUCAACAAAUGCUGCUCUUACUCAAUCACAAAUCAAUUUCCCGAUUGUUAGAGGCAUGGCAUUUGUCACGGCCAAGUAUGAGAACCUGACCCCCUUAUUUGAGUCAGGCGUUGGAUUUAGCGCACUCAGUUCCCCUAUUACUUUGAGUCGCGGAGUUAUAAAAUAUAGUGUCACAUUGACAGACGGAAGUAAAUGGUUAAUUUAUGCUAUUAAUAAUAAAGAAAUCGGCGCGCUUAAUUUAGAAAAGACAAAUGCAACUAGCAUCCGGUCAACAUCUGGCGUUUUUAAUGGUAUUAUUCAAGUCGCUAAAGUGCCUCAAGGAAACUCA
Messenger RNA from Acaulospora colombiana, 753 nucleotides. NCBI's taxonomy places the organism in Eukaryota, Fungi, Glomeromycota, Glomeromycetes, Diversisporales, Acaulosporaceae. The record is from the annotation of a GenBank genome assembly.